GACGGCGGGUGCCAACACCUCAGUUACUGCUUUAUUCUUGAGAAUCCUUUCAUCUGUCCUCAUGGAUGAACUCCAGGAUGUUCAACUCACAGAGAUCAAACCACUUCUAAAUGAUAAGAAUGGUACACGAAACUUCCAGGACUUUGACUGUCAGGAACAUGACGUAGAAACAACCCAUGGUGUGGUCCAUGUCACUAUAAGAGGCCUCCCAAAGGGAAACAGACCGGUUAUUCUAACAUACCAUGACAUUGGCCUGAAUCAUAAAUCCUGUUUCAAUGCCUUCUUUAACUUUGAGGAUAUGCGGGAGAUCACUCAGCACUUUGCUGUGUGUCACGUGGAUGCCCCAGGCCAGCAGGAAGGCGCGCCCUCUUUCCCAACGGGGUACCAGUACCCCACAAUGGAUGAGCUGGCUGAAAUGCUGCCUCCUGUUCUUACCCACUUGAGUCUGAAAAGCAUCAUUGGAGUUGGAGUUGGAGCAGGAGCUUACAUCCUCAGCAAAUUUGCACUCAAUCAUCCGGAGCUUGUGGAAGGCCUUCUGCUCAUUAAUGUUGACCCUUGUGCUAAAGGUUGGAUUGACUGGGCAGCUUCCAAACUCUCAGGCUUGACAACCAAUGUUGUAGACAUUAUUUUGGCUCAUCACUUUGGGCAGGAAGAGUUGCAGGCCAACCUGGACCUGAUUCAAACCUACAGACUACAUAUUGCCCAAGAUAUCAACCAAGAAAACCUACAGCUCUUCCUGGGUUCCUAUAAUGGACGCAGAGACCUGGAGAUUGAAAGACCCGUGCUGGGCCAAAAUGAUAAUAGAUCAAAGACAUUAAAGUGUUCUACUUUGUUGGUGGUAGGAGACAAUUCACCUGCUGUUGAAGCUGUGGUUGAAUGCAAUUCUCGCCUGAAUCCUAUAAAUACAACUUUGCUAAAGAUGGCAGACUGUGGUGGACUGCCCCAAGUAGUUCAGCCCGGGAAGCUUACUGAGGCCUUCAAGUACUUUUUGCAGGGGAUGGGCUACAUCCCGUAUGUGCAGCUCAGUCACCUGAGCACCGAGUCAGUACCAUCUGCCAGCAUGACUCGGCUCGCCCGAUCACGAACCCACUCAACCUCAAGUAGCAUCGGCUCUGGAGAAAGUACCUUCAGCCGAUCUGUCACCAGCAAUCAGUCAGAUGGAACUCAAGAAUCCUCUGAGUCCCCUGAUGUUCUGGACAGACACCAGACCAUGGAGGUGUCCUGCUAAGCAAAUGCUCUUCCCCUGGACCAUGCAAGUCCAUCCUCCUUCAAAUGACCACUCCAUAAUAUAACAUUUCAUCCAGCAAACUGGCAUCUAUCUUUAACUCCUGCAUGGUCACUGACUCUCUCUCUGGUAUCCUGGAUUUGUCAUUCUAUCUGCCUGCCCACCCUUUUUUUGUAUAUACCAAGAACCACUUCCAUGUCAUUACUGUAACAUUCCAGCAUCUUUGAUCAAACCUCCAUAUCUUCUCUUGCCAGCUUUCCCGUGCUUUCCUAACUAUGUAUCUGAUAAGAUUCUUUGAUCUUGACGUAUGUGUGUGAGCACGCGUGUCUGUGUUUGUGUGUGCUUAGUUCUGUGAUUUUAGACAUGCUUUCUUGUAGAGCUUCUGCAAAAAACAAAGGGAUUUUUUUUUUUCAUUUUCAAAGGUUUUUUAGGGGAAAUAUGCAGAACAGAUUUGUAGGUUGGAUAGGCCACUGCAUUCUCUUUUGGUUCCUGAUUGGUCAACAAGAUUUGCAUAGUGACUUUAGGAGAGUAGCUCUGAGGAAUGUGGAAGAUCACAAUUACUGUCUGGACUAUUGAUGGAUUGUGACCAAUAGAACGGAGCCUGUCACAUAAAGAGGCAGACAGGGUGGCCAGCCACUUCCUUCUGUCCAAAUGAAUUCACAAAUACUGUCCUAUAAGUAAGAGGGAGGGGCAUAUUUUAGUAGAAGCCCAUGAAUGAUUAGGUUCUUAUGCAACAAGGAGUUUUUCCCAAGCAGUAAAUGUGGCUUAAUAACUGGGCUGUCUUAGCACAGGAAGGUGGAAAACAAAAUGUCAGGCUUCCGCUCUGCAGGAGCAAGGCUGCUGUCGAGCGUUGUCUGAUGCCACUUAGCAGGCAGCUGCAAGAAGUGCCUCCCAGGUCUGUGAUGGAGAGUGUUUCUCCAUCCCACAAUCUCAGAAAAGGGAGAAGUAUGAUUUAAAAGUUAGGUAGAUGGUGAGGAAAUGGCUGAGGGGAGAAGAAGACAUUAACAGAGUAUUAUGUUUAACGUACAUAGCCUAGAUUUCAUCAGACUUAAAGGAAGCUAAACAAAACUGAUAUGAAGCCCAUUUCUUAGAUUGUUAAUCCUGUGAACUCUCUUCUGUAGGAGGGAAGGGGCCAGUCCUCAAGGGCAGCCUGAUCAGGGAAAAUUGUGCUUAGUUUACUGCUAUGAGGGGAUCACAGCCAGAGAGUAUCGCUGCGGGGAGCUGAAACCAACUGCCACUCAGCGAGGGCCCAGCUCUUCAAGGCAUCGAGGUGUAAGCUCAGGUAAUACAGUUCCAACUCUGAGGAAGGAGCUUUUCAGAUAUAGUGUUCGCUUUCUGCUGAGAUAGGGAAUGCGUCACUCUGCCAGAAUACAACUUUUUACAGAUUAUUAAAUAAAGCUGUAUAUGUCUCAUUG
Molecule: messenger RNA, 2640 nt
Organism: Manis pentadactyla (Chinese pangolin)
Lineage: Eukaryota; Metazoa; Chordata; Mammalia; Pholidota; Manidae
Gene: NDRG3
Product: NDRG family member 3
Exons: 17
Coding region: 62-1228 (388 amino acids)
Biological process (GO): signal transduction
Cellular component (GO): cytoplasm
Source: RefSeq, a predicted model, not a curated record